AUUGAAUUAAGCAAAGUCUAAGUAGGCACCGAUACCGGGGUUCUAGAUAUUUAUGUUGGUCUUGUUCUUCUGUUGGUUUGUUCUGUGGCGCACUUAUUUUACCCCUUCGGAAUGAUUUUCCCUACCAAGGGAGUUAUCAUCACCAACGAUGAUUGGUUCCCAAUCCGAGGGUUUGUCAGAAUAACCGGUGAGUAUUCUUACAUCUAUACUAAAUAGGUAGUAGUAUGUACUUUCGUGCUAUCUAAUCCGACUAGACCCCGACCACAUGGAGAAAGGCGACUUAAUUACCAGGUAGCUGCCGGGCUGCCUUUGUGGCACUUUUGUUCACAAGACAAGUGAUUUUUCGGCGCAUGGCGUCUUCUCAGUCGCGAUGGCGGACCGUCUGCAGAUGCAUAUCCACUUAUAGUGCACCUCUUUGAGCACGCCUUGGCCUGGUAGGGUAAAGAGGUGCUGGGUGGCAUAUAACUCGGAGCCGGCGUCAGAGCAUUGUAAUUCUCUGUAUACCUACUCUAGGUACCCAGUCGCGAAGAUGUCAAAGCAGCUUGAGAUUGAGCCAUCCCGUAUACCGAAUGCCGAGUAUGACGAAGAGAAAAGACAGCGGGAUAUCGUCGAAAUGGAAAAUUCACUGCCGAGUAAUCAAGCCUUGGAGAACGGGGCGGAUGGCGAUAAAGACGGAGAUGGAGACGGGGACGUCCCCAAGUCAACUUUGCCAUUUUCCAAGGCAAGAUGUAUUGCUCUCGCUGCAACAGUGACAGGUGCUAGCUUCCUCAACACACUCUCAAUCCAAUCGGUCGUCAUCAUCUUGCCAACCAUUGGCGAAGAUUUGAAUAUCCCUGAAAGUCGAUUGCAAUGGAUUGUUUCCUCGUACGCCCUCGCUUUUGGAUGCUUUCUGCUCUUAUGGGGCCGCAUAGCAGACAUUUAUGGCAAACGCUCCAUUUUCAUCUUGGGUAGUGCUUUCGUGGCUGUGACAAUGAUCAUUAACCCAUUUAUACCAAAUGAAAUAGCCUUCAACUUGUUCCGAGGCCUACAAGGGCUCGGUGCUGCCGCCAAUGUGCCAACGGCCAUUGGGAUUCUUGGCGUGACAUUCCCACCUGGUAAAGCAAAGAACUAUGCGUUCAGCGCAUAUGCUGCUGGUGCCCCCCUUGGUAGUGUUUUUGGAAAUCUCAUUUCAGGCUUUAUCGCCUCGUUUGCUAACUGGAGAUGGGUGUUUGGAGCUACUGGUGGACUUGCAAUCGCUGUCACAAUUGCAGGCAUCCUGUUCAUUCCCGCACCACCGCCGUCACUAACAACAGGUAAAGGUGGCCUGUCCGCUCUGAAGUCUGUCGAUUGGAUUGGCGGUGCUCUUGUCACUGCUGCAACGCUUGCUCUAUUGUUCGCUUUGACAGAAGGAAAUGUCGUGGGAUGGGGCACAAUCUGGAUCUACUUGCUGAUUGUCAUUUCUAUGCUACUCCUGGUUGUUUUCGUCGGAUGGCAAUGGUACCAGGAGAAGCAUAUGACGAGGAAGCCAUUAAUGAAAAUAUCCAUGUUUAAAAGCGCCCGCUUUAGCGCCGCCAUGGUGCUCAUGGCUUUAUUCUUCGCUGCUUUCAAUGAUCUCGUCGUUUCAGCCACCUUCAUCUUCCAGGACUACCAAGCGCUUAAUGCGCUGCAGACCACGCUCCGAUUCAUCCCUACCGGCGCUUCAGGGGUCAUCACCGCAUUCGUCGUGAGCCACCUCAUUUCGCGAGUACCUACCUGGCUGUUGCUUUUUGGUGGCAAUAUAAGCGUAUCAAUCUCGUGCCUGUUGUUCUCAAUACCUAUUCCUCCCGACACUUCGUACUUCGCAUAUGCAUUUCCGGCUUUCAUCCUCUCAGUCAUCGGUGCCGACAUCACUUGGCCGUGUCUGACACUCUUUACUUCCAAAUCUUUGCCUCAGGAGGACCAAGCAUUAGGAGGCGCCCUUAUCAAUGCCAUGGGCCAGCUCGGAAGAGCCGUUGGUUUAGCCAUCACGACCGCGAUUCAGACCGCGGUUAUGGCUAGGGACCGGGGAGUCCCCGUCGAAGCGUCAGGCAAGAUCAUGCCUUGGGAACCCGCUUCCCUAGCCGGGUUGCGAGCAGGCAUUUGGUUCAAUUUUGGCCUCGCAAUAUGCUGUGCAAUCAUCGUGGCAGUCUAUUUCCGAGGCACUGGUAUCGUGGGUAAGAUUGAGAAAAAUCAGCAGCAGCAGCGACCAGGAGGAACUCUUGAUCAGAAAAAGGUACCGUGAAAUCAGGAUCCUUCUCGGAGAUAGCUACCUAGGUACCUGCAGAUACAUACAAGGCAUCGUUGCUCGAAUUAGAACCACCAUUUCAACUGUUGCAUUCUUCAAUCACUGGGUAGCACAAUCGGCGCUUUUUCUUGUACCGCUGUACACCUCCAAGGUUGCUACCCUACCUAGGUAUCAUCUAUAUGCCCUAUCUAAAGUGUAGGUAGGUAGGCAUGCAGAUGCCU
Hypoxylon fragiforme is the source of this 2463-nucleotide messenger RNA. RefSeq names its product drug resistance protein. Gene Ontology annotation, biological process: transmembrane transport. Bases 530 to 2239 code for a protein of 569 amino acids. NCBI's taxonomy places the organism in Eukaryota, Fungi, Ascomycota, Sordariomycetes, Xylariales, Hypoxylaceae. Gene Ontology annotation, cellular component: membrane. The transcript has 4 exons. The record is from RefSeq and is a predicted model, not a curated record. Gene Ontology annotation, molecular function: transmembrane transporter activity.